AUGGAUAUUGAAGAACUUUUGCAGCAGAAAAAGAGGAAACUUGAGGAGUUGAAAAAACAAAGGCUAACAAAACAGCAAGACUUGCUUUCACAGAUAUCCUCUUCAGAAAGGAAAGAUGAAACCAAUACUGAAGAAUCAGAUUUAGGUUACGUUAGGCUUCAGCAAGAACAUGUCGUAGCAGAAAUAGAAUCUACUGAAACAGACUAUCGAAUAACCAAUGUGCCUGCCCCAUUGAGCCAUAAACUCAGUAAUUUACCUCAAAACACUAUAGACGUGCUACCCCGCCUGCAAUAUACCAAAAAUACUGAUACAACCGAAUUGGAUGACGUAUCUGAUACCAACUCGGAGAGUCUGACAAAGCAAAUAGAACGAGAUGUUGAAAAAAGAAUAAGAAAAGAGUUGGAGGAGAAGUUCAGGAAGGAUUUUGAUAAAGCAGUGAAGGCUUUGGAAUCCUUGAAACAUGUCCAAGUUGAAGAAAUAAUACCUUCAGAAGAAACAACAGAAAAUAUGACGCCCAAUAGCUUGAAAUACCCAGCUACCAAAACUAAGCAAAUCAACUCAUGUGAGAAUAAACCCGGUGUAUUUCUUACAUUACAUGAUGACUUCAUUUGUAUAUGGAAAAAAAGAGAAUCAGGCAUCACAUUAGUUGAUAACAUUCCCUUGUACACCAAAACAAAUGUGGCAAUAUUCGAUAGUGGCAAUCCAACGAAAAUAAUAACGGGAUCUGAGUCUGGCUAUAUAUAUAUAUUUGACUUGAUUAAUAAAUCUCAUUUUCGAUCCAAUGUACAGCUCAGUCCGAUAGUUUCAAUAUACCAAUCAUCAGGGUCCCUCAUAGUUCUUACAAUAGAUGGGAACUACAUCAUAUUGGCUAUGAAUUUGAUAGACGUAUUGAAUCCGAUAGUGAAUCUCUUUACUUCCCUGGAGUAUAAAACCAACAGUGAAGUAAACAUAAAUCAUGAAAAUAUUAUCAUAUGUGCAUGCCAAUUUGUUAGUGCUAACAACGUUGUCAUCGCAUUAUUGACAGGAGAAGUGGUUUCUGUCGAUUUUGGUCAAAGGAAAUUGUCCAUGAUUUUAGAAACUGUUGAUUCAAAUGAUAAAUUGCCUGUCAUGUCACUUUCGUAUAGUUCAGGAAAAAUUAUAAUUCUAGGAUUAGACCAUACAAUAAAAAUUGUGAGUGCAACUACUGGAUUGAAUCUAGUCAAAACUGAGGACUUACCGGAUUUGACAUUUUUGGCUGAAUGGAUGAGUCCAUCGCUAGUUGUCACAUGUUCUGUACAAAAUGUUUUCACCCUGUGGAAACUCCAGAAUGAAAAGAUGGUCUGUUCAAAUUUAUCUGACUUUGAAGGUCCCACAAAUACUAAUCUUACGCUUGUAUCAAGCAUUAAGGCUCUUGAUGCCACUACACUAAUCGUCGGAGAUCUGAAGGGCAAGGUUCAUACGAUAAAUGUAAAUUAG
Molecule: messenger RNA, 1455 nt
Organism: Pichia membranifaciens NRRL Y-2026
Lineage: Eukaryota; Fungi; Ascomycota; Pichiomycetes; Pichiales; Pichiaceae
Exons: 1
Coding region: 1-1455 (484 amino acids)
Molecular function (GO): protein binding
Source: RefSeq, a predicted model, not a curated record